Messenger RNA from Cataglyphis hispanica, 9193 nucleotides. RefSeq lists its product as uncharacterized. The transcript has 4 exons. Bases 292 to 1746 code for a protein of 484 amino acids. NCBI's taxonomy places the organism in Eukaryota, Metazoa, Arthropoda, Insecta, Hymenoptera, Formicidae. The record is from RefSeq and is a predicted model, not a curated record. Gene Ontology annotation, molecular function: protein binding.
GCGAGCCUUCCGCGUCCUUCGGUUUCGCUGAUAGCGCGCGCUGCUAGUUCAAACUCGGUACAGGUGUGCUCCACUCGAUCGGAAGGACCGGAAGAAACCCUCACCUGUUACAUCAACGAACGAAGAUAAAGCACGGACGUUGGUCGUAACCGCGGGGACGUGCACAAAAGGACAUCGCGAGAGGGACGUCGUCGAAGGCGCCACGGCGGCGUAACAGAGUGCCACAAACCAAUCAACACGACUCCUUGUAAACGCGGACCAUCGGGUUAAAGGUGACCUCGAGAUGCGGUGAUGGCUUUGUUGUAUAGGUUCGCGCAGCUGCACGAUCGCAGUGGCACGCGGGUCUUCUCCUUCGUCGUCACUAGGACCGUCGUGCGCGAUCCUGACAGGGACGUCACAAGUAAGGAACUAGUAUGCGGUUUUCAGAGAUGGGCCGUCGCUUUCUCGCGUGGGGAAAAGGUCCUGGGCGUAUACCUGGUAUGGCGUGGCGCAUCAAGAAACCUCCGCGUAUACGUGGAUUUCACAUUUACGCUGCUGAAUCGAGAACAUUUCUCCAUGAACGAAAGCUUCUCUGGCAAGCGCGUCAAGUUCACUUACGAGGCACCGGCCCAGGGCAACCGCAGUUAUAUCCCUGUGGCGGAUCUCUACAGCCGUAAUUUUGCCGAUACAAACGGCGAAUUUCAGCUGGAGUUGUCCAUGGCGAAUGUACGAACGGUAUACAUGACCGAGGUCAGGAUGCCGACGUCGGUGUUCUCGGCUGGCCAGACGAAACCGAGCAAACUAGAGACCGACUACUUCGCAUUCGGCGGUUUCGACUGGAAUCUGGUCAUCUAUCCGCACGGCAAGGACACGGACGGCUCCCGCGUCCAGGACAGCCGCAUGAGUGUCUAUCUCAUGAGACUGUCUGGCUUCGAUCAUCGAUGCAGAGUGAGAUACAGCCUGGCCCUCGGCGAGGGCGAUCGACGGAUCGAUUCGGGACAGAUCGAAGACAUCUCCGACGCCGAGGGCUGCGGCUUCGGCUGGCACACGCGGGUCAGGUGGUCCGACAUCGCGCACAAGGGCACACUUCGCGUGUCGCUCGAAAUGCUCGAGGCAAGAACCAUCUGCGAGAUCGCGGUACAGGCAUUGGGCUCGUCGGUUCUACCAGCUGCGCCCUGCUACGAUCGUGACAAGCAAGCCUGGGCCAUACGCGCUGAUCUUAACUCGGAUACCGUCAGACUGCACUUGGUAUACAAAGACAUCCACAACGUGCCGAGAAAUCAUUUAAGGUACGUUAGUUGGUCGGCAUACCUGCUGAGGGGCGAGGGACCAAAUGUCGCGGCGAUUGGAUUGCCCGGCGAACCGUUCAGCCGCUACUAUGUUCAAGAAUCCGCCGAUGAGGGUAUUAUUAUGGAGACUAACGUGGAUAUGACCGAGGUGAAGGAGAAUCACUGUCCAUACCUCACAGACAAGGGACAGCUGAGGAUUCGGAUAGAAUGGAAUGAAAGUCACCUGCUCUUUCAGGCGACCUAUCACAAGUACGACGAUGUGUGUCGCGUGCACAAUCAGCAGAUGCGACGCGAAAUCAUGUCGCUGCAGGCGGAAAACUAUAGCCUCGAGCGGCAACUCUUCAGCUACCAAAAGAGUCUGGCGUACGCGCAAGCGCAACAGCAGCAGCAACAACAGCAUCCGAAUCAACAUCACUCGGUAGUGGGUCAUCAAGGCCAUUUAGAGCGAUCGGCGUCUAGUGACACCGAAUACGCUUGACAAGUGGAACGCGAGUUAUCAAAGUCACCAACACCACCAAGUUGCCAACGUCAGCUGUCGGCGAUGACGACGAUGGCGGUGCCGGAGGACGACCAGCGAGUACACCAAAACCUGGUCAGGCUGAUGGACCGGCGGCUGAGCAACGUGCAGUUGCAACAGCAUCUCUACGAGGAACAACGGCAUCGUCAUCGACACAGCAGCAACGGCAGCAGCGGUGUCUCUUCGCCCAGGCGGAGCAUUGAUCGCAACGGCCCGGAGCAUCGUCACAGCAUCCUGCAGCAGCCCAGAUCCAGCGUCGGCACGAGAUCCAAUAAUGGCGGAGGAAGCGUAGGCGGCGCUUACGAAAGUCGAACCGCGACCAACAACGAUCGGUAUGCUAGCUACUAUCUGGGAUAUGUCGGUCAAGCGGCGCACAAGCGACGCAGGACCACAUUCUGGGAGACAUUGACUGGUCUGGUGUGUUCUCUGGGCGCUCUGGCCUCCAGAGCGGCAAAGAUGGCGGCUAGACGGGGCGAUCCUCUCUGAGGGUACGGCCAACGAAUGAGGACACAAUGAUCGCUAUUGCUGGCAGUGGGCAAAUGCGCGGGAAUGUAAAGCUGUAAUGUGAAGCUCGUUAGGAUGCACAUACAGCGCGUUCUGUCUUCUAUAUGUCGGUGCAAUAUCUCCCAUCGAACGGAUUUUGAGAUAUAUCGAAGAAAGUUACGUAACCGAUUAAAGGAAUUGUAUAAUCUUGAUAUAAAGCCAUGAGAUGUAUUCAACAUUUUUUUACAUUUAUAUAUCUUUCUAAAAAUUAAAACAGAUAUAUUUUCUCUCUUUUUUUACCAAUUAUAUUUCCGUUUAUAAUACAUAAUUUCCUUUUUUAUUUAAUUGCAAGAGCGUAAAAUAGGAUAAUAAAAAGUUAAAGUUAAUUUGCUUUAAUUAAAUCUCCUUCGAUAUAACAUAAUACAUCAUACUAACAAGAUUGCAAAAAUUUAUCUGAACUUUAUUGUUUUCUUAAUAUAUUAUCUAACGAUAUUCUUUUUUAUUUAUUAUGUAUUAAAAAUACCUUAAUAUCUUUUAAAAGACAUAUUGGUAAAAUAUAUGCAACGCAAAAAAAAUGCGUUGUACGCGCCAUAUUAUUCUGCUUGGGUAGUUUUCAUGCGAGUAGUUUCUGUUGAAUCUCUUGAAUGAUUCAAGAGAUCACCGAUUUUAUGAGACAGAACGUCCCGUAUACAUGCAACGCGGGAACGCGGUAGGGAAUAAAAGAAUUGGGGAAAGAGAAUCGUAGGGUUUAGGGAGUCUCGAGAGUCUAGGGUCGUAUUAGACUCCACACUUACGCACACAUACACACACAGACACAGAGAUCUAUAAACACGAACACGAAUCUAUACACGUACAUACGCGAACACAAAUCUAUCUACUUGUCAAUUUAUUAAAGAACCUAUUUUCCUCUAAAGACUUUUUUCACCUAUUGUGUACAUCGCCGUGAAAAUAAGAGGAUAUGCGCGUUGGCACAUAGUCGCCAAACCAAGUAACAGUACUGUAAUUAUCGUAGUACGUAUAUCAAGAAUUAGAAUACAGUUAAUGUUAUAUAAGCGAACAAAUUCCAGAAAAGAGACAGAAACAAGAAAGAAAAAAAGAAAAGAGAGAAUACACGGAUAUGUACUUUUUUGGGAACCCGCAAAAAGCUGCUUCGUAUAAUGCCAUCACUGUGCGAAUUAAGUUCACUCAAACGCUUCAAUCGACUUUGUCCCCUUCAAAUUGAUCUUUUUACUAUGAACGUUGAGAACGUCAUCGUUACAUAACUCUAUGAUUGAAGCUGUCGAUACUUGUAUAGAUAUUUAAUCGAAAAUUGAGCCUCUAUUAAUUCUGAAACGACUAUCUAAGAUAUAUAUGGAUUAAUAGAAAUUAUUUAAUAAAAAUAUAUUUUUUGCAAAGCUGAAUCCAUUUCAUAUUUUUACAAUUGGAAAUUGGCUUAGAUACUUGUAUGUGUCAUUUUCUUUCUUACAAAUUGACACAAAAAAUUAAAAUUUUUCUUUAAAUCAAGAUAAAUUUUUUAUACGUUUUGGACCUUUUUUUGAUCCAUCUUCAAUGUGGAUAUAAGUAAAGGUCAUCUUGGAUGAUGCGUAAAAAUCAUUGUCUGAUAAUCAGUAAAUUCGGGGUUUAAAUUUUAUUUUGUUUUGCUCGAACAUUAACUUCAAAUGCUUCUCUUAGAGUGGGCGGCUGAUUGAAAAAUGCAUCAUUGCUAUCUUUCUUAUGUAUCAGAUAUUUUAACAGCAAAAAAAAUGUACAUUAUAAUAUCAUUGCAAACAUAUAUAUAUGAAUACAUUACAUUAUAUAAAAAUACCAUUACGUUAAAUCAUGAAAAAAAAAUAAUUUGUUUUAUUUUAUUUUUUUAAUGAGAAAUGUAAAAUACACUGUAUUAAUAGCACAAAAUAUAAAUUAGAAUUCAAGAAUAUAAAUUAUAGAAUUCCAAAAUUUUUCAAAUAUUUUUUAACUUCAAGGAUCAUAAUUACGGUUUAUACGUUUAUAGAAUAAACUCUCUGCGCAUUCCUUUCUUAUAUUUAUUUCGACCGACAUCUCGGUCAUCUUUCGAAGAAAUUAAUCAAUUUAUCUCGUACACGAUACAUCACCCAAUUAGGACAAUUAGGACAUUUAAAUUAAAAAACGAUGGCGUCAUACGCAGCCUGUAAGCACAGACUGCAUCUGCCUUUCGUAGAUGGUUAAACAAUCAGGGUAAAAAGUAAAAGAAGUGAACAAAUCAUUCUUCCACUAUUAUCUAUUCACGAAUUUGAUGUCAUUGGGACACGAAAUCGCCUAAUUAUUUUUUCUAAAAACUCACUUGUUCUUACUUAUGUAAUUACUAGGAAUCCAAAAAAUAUCUUUGAUAAAGUGCGUCGCGCUCUCGUGUCUCAUCUAAUUUCCUAUUUGUCGCGUACUGCCGUCAAAUAUUUUAGAAUUGAUAUCUCGGUGUAAACGUUUCGCGACGUUUCGUAGCCUAAUUGUGCACGCGAGCAACUGGCGCCAAUAUAAUUUCCUUCUUAUUUAUCAGCAGUGUCGUAUCUCUCGCGCCGAUAAAAUUUCAUUCGGGAUAAAAAAUUAUUGAGAAAAUGAAGAAGUGGAAUAAGAUUGGAAACUUGAAAAAAAUUUUUUUUUGUCCUUUAUGUUUAUUUCAGUGUUUUUAAAGUCGCCUCUGCAUUGCGUACAAUGCGGAAAUGCAUUCGUAAAGAAUCUGCAGAACAGACGAUGUUUUUAAGUUAUUCGAUACAUUCAUACUCAAUUGCACAACAUCUGUAAUAUUUGAUUAUUCUACUAACAUUUGCAGCGAUAUUAAUCUAUCGUUAAAUUUUUUUAUAAAGAAAAAUAUAUAACACAUAUGUAUGUACAUACACUUAUCAUAGUUUAAAUUUUUUAUUCGAAGAUAUGUUUCCUCAGAAGCGAUAUUAACACUUCUCUUAGAACGAGAUUUCAUUCGCUGUAAUUAGAUAAUUUUGCGUUGGCAUUUUCAUCUUACUUUACACCCUUGCCGCCAGGACGAUGCAAUAAUUUCCGCUUUGCUUCAUCGCGACGGUAUUUUCUCAUAUGUGCAAGUAUCAUAUGUUAGCAAAAUAUAUAGCUAUGCGAACCAUAUAUGUACCAUCGCCGCAAAUAUAUAUGUGUAUCUGCGACACUGGCAGGUAACAUUUGAUCGAUACAGUAUACGGUGGAUGUUCCGCGCAAACACACGUACGUAACACAUUUAUGGACAACCGAAACUGUCCUGCGUAAAUAUGUAUGCGUAUGUGUGCGCCGUUGGUGACAGGUCGUCUACAUCUACAAUCUUGUCUCUUAUACAUGCGGCACUUGCAGCAAAUGUCAAUUUAUCAGGAGGAGAAAUUGUUGACAUCGGAAUUGCCGGCGACAUUUUCCUGUCAGUUUCAAAAUCAAAAUCAAACGACUGAAUUCUCGAUUAGCACAUUGUCAUUCUCGCUCGUACUUCGGGAAAAAGUCCUCCUCUGUCAAGUUGUUUCAAUAGAUACAAAAAUAUUCUUAAUGUGGAAGGAAUUUGGCGUUUUGAUCAAUUCCAAAGAUCAAUGAAAUUUAGUGAUUUUUUUUAGCUCGAUUAACACGGAGCAAAACUUGGAAAAAUUCUUAUUGAAAGGAAAAGAGAUUUUUGUAAAUUAUAAUUUUAAAAGAAAAACUUCAGUCUCUCUCUUUAUUAAUUUUCAUAAAAUCAUUAAUUUAUUUUACAAUUAUUACACAAUUUGUAUGUUAAUAUUAAUUAAAAUUACACAAUACAAGAAUUUUAUAUUUCAUAUGUAUAUUACAUAUUAAUUUGUGCUCCGGUUAAUCUUGACAGUGAUAAUGGCAAAAUACCAGUUUGUACUGUCGAAAAUAUUAGCAGUCUGAUACGCAGUAUUAAAUGACGAUAUUGUAAACGAUUUUGUCGAGAAGAUAUAACAAAAGAUGUAAGGCUGCGAAAGGACCAGGCUCGCAAUAGUUCAGCUCGUAACAAUACGCCAACAUCGCGCACAAUCCGUGUCCUAGUACUGCAGUCAAUUUCAUUGGGAUUAUAUCAGUCCUGCCUGCGUCUUAGUGACAAGAUUUCCUCAGCAUCCCUUGGCUGAAAUGGACGCUCCGAGAAAGCGUUCCUUUCCGGAACUUUCUACUCGAACACGCGUUCGUGACAGGCGUAUAUAGCAGCAGCAGCAACAGCUCUGACAAUCGCACUUUAAUCUCUUCAUCGCUACGAUGAAGAUUGAAUGUUUGUUCGCCGGCGCGGAUUUUCGAUGCUUCCGAUGCUCUGAUGUUUGAAUAGGAAUUCUGUGUCUCAUGUCGCAGAAAGAACGAGGUCAAACUGACAGCGAUUGUCGAAUUACUAAAAGACAAUACGUUAGAAAAAGAAUGAUAAAAUGAUAUAAUGUAUAAAACAAAAUAAUUUUAAAUCUGUGAAAAAUUUUUUCUUAUAUAAUGAGGUUUUACAUUAUAAAAAUUCUACCGAAAAUCUACGAAAAUUUUGUGAAUCUUGCUUAUUUUUUUUUUUUUUGUUAAUAUCUUUUUACGUCAAUUUCGACGUUAUUAAGGAACAAGUUCGUCAAUAUUAUAAUUAAUAGUAAUUUUUCCAUGAUAAAUAUUUCAAAAAUUGAACCAAAUUUGAAUUGGGAUACAUAAUAGACGAUUGCGAAAAAAUUGAUAAAAAACACACUUAUUGUAUAUGAACACAAACACACAGUUACGAAUUUGUAAAUAGAAUUUCUUUUAUAAUUACCAUGUUUCAACAAUUUAAUUAACACUCUCAUGAAAAUAUGAUGUAAUAUAACAAAGUCUAUCUUUUUGAUCGAUUAUGUAAUAAGAACAAAUGAAAAGCAUGUGUUUGUUACUUACAGAAAAAAAACGAUAAAAUUAAUCGAUAAAAAUAUAUCAAAUUACAUAUUGUAUGAGAAAUUGAAACUAUUAUGAUUUUUGCUUACAAUUCAAAAUAUAGAAAUAUAUUUUUGUAAUAUCAGAAAUUUGUACCGUCAUUAAGUUGAUUCUACAAUUUUGAUAGACCUAUUAAUCACGGCUAAUUCAUUUGUAAUGUCACUUGUUUGAAGACUAGCAUAGAAAAGCGCGGACGAAACAGCCCCGGCGGGCAAAUAUAUAUAUAUAUAUAAAUAUAUAUAUAUGCAGAAAAUAAAAAAAACGCUCUAGUAAUAUAGCGACAGUCGCGCAGUCGCGCUUGUUAGUUUGUAUGUACGAAAAAUCGAUCCGCGCUAUCGAUCUCCGAAUUCUUUCUCGCGUGCGUUUUAUUCUACAUUCAUCGCGCUCGUUUACUUGCCGACACUAUAUUCGUUCGACAUACACGCGUUAUAAUAUAUGUGUAUAUACGAUUUUUCGAUGUGUACAUCGUCGUUUUACGCGCCAUUGUGUCGCAGCCGAUUCAAUGAUUCGCGAUUAUGCGCUGUUUAGUAAUUACGAUUAUUUUACAAUGUAAUCGACAUUUUGUGCACUUAUCGAUAAUUUUGUACUUCUAAAUAAUUACAAAUAAUAAUUUGAAAGUAUUUAGAAGAAAUAGUAAAUCUUCGAUGUAAGAGUGACUUCACGAAAUUUUUAGAAACUCGUAUAUUUUAUAAAUAUUAAGCGUCUUUAGUGAGAUGUAUAUAAAAAUGUACUACGAUAUGAAACUAAAGAAGUACCAUAAAAUACUUGAAAAUUUAUAUUUAAAAAAAUUCCAUAUAAUGAAUAUAUUGAAGCAUUUUAUAAAAUUAUUGGAGAAUUUUAUUUAUCUAAUAAUAAUAAUUAUUAUCUAUCUACAAAAUAGUAAUAAACUUAUAUAGAUUAUUAUUUAUAAGAAAGAAGUGCGAGGGGCGAAGCUCUUCCUCUUGCAUCUCUAAAAAAUUCUAACUUAACCCAAAUCUACUUCCAGUUUUUAAAUUAAAGUUGGUAUAGAUUAGGUUAUAAUUUUUUGGGGAGGAGGUACAGGAGGAGGAGCGGAGCAUCUCUAUUUUUCACUUCUACGUAACAAUAUUUAAAAUAAACAUAUAAACAAAUUAACAAAAAAGAGAUACUACCCCACAUUCUAGCUCCUUUUAUCCAUUUUAUCAAUAAAAAAAAAAAAAAAAAAAAAAAAAACGGAAAUAAAAAUAACAAUUUUUUUCAACGAUCUUGAUUUCUACGUCUCAAAAUACAUAAAAUAUGUGAGUUUCAAAAAAUUUUGUGAAGUCGCUCUUAUAUCGAAGGUUUAUCGAAGGUUUUUUAUGUCGCAAUAUUUUCUACCGAUAUACCCUUAAUCUGGCGAAUCAGUAGAACAAAUUGAUUAACCGAGAUUACAAGGUAACCGUGCACUGUACGAGAUUGCGAAUGAAUAUAGUUAAACGAAAGCCGUGUAUAUAUACAUAUGCAUAUACAAUAUACAAUAUACGUAUAGAUAUAUGACACGUACGUAUAUUUAUAUACUACAUGUACAUACAUUUGAUAUCGAGCGUGCACACAAUAUAUAUAUUAUUCAAUUGUCCAUAAACGAAGGAAGAAACAUUGUUAAACGUCAACGGGACAAAAAAAUAAAUCGACUCGAUUUUCGUUUCCGCGAAAUGUCAUGAUAAGGACUCCACUUUAUUAUUUAUACUUAUGCAUAUAUUUAUUAUCCGCAGAUAAAAGAAGAAAAAAAAUUGGCGACGAUACUAUGGCGCAAUACGAGGAAGCUUAUGUCAAAUAUAGUUCGGCGUUUCCUUUUUCCACCUGUCAUUCAAAAAAAAAAACGAGGACUCUCCUUUAAAUUAAUGUUACAUAUAUAUACAUAUAUCCGUACAACUUUCAAGCACAAUGCAAGAGCACCUUUUCUGCGACCUUUUUUCAUCCGUGUGUGAUUUUAUUAAAAAUGAUUAAAAAAUAGAAAAAAACAAAAAAUGUGAACGCAAAACACGCUCUCAAGAAUUUUGAGACAAAUACUAAUGUACUUAAACCAUCUGUGAGUCUGCCUCGUCUUUUAUAAAGUUCUUGCUAUAUUCAA